UACUUCCUGUAUUGGUUCUAGCUACGUUCAGAAAGAUAAUACGAAAACAAGAUCAAUCAUUUUUACGUUUUCAAACGUCUCCUCACAUUUUUUGCUAGAGUAUAGUGUGUUAUAACCUCAUAUUUAAUGACAAAGCAGUAUGGACGGUCGCUGUUUUUGCUGCGCAUCUAAGUUUUCUCUAUUCAAAAAAGAGCUGGGCUGUAAAAACUGCGGGCGAUCGUUUUGUCCCAGCUGUUUGGCGUUUAGUGCUGUUGUGCCUCGCUGCGGAAACACUCAGCAGAAGGUCUGCAAGCAAUGUCACGGUAAUCUGACAAGUGGAGAACCUCCGAGCAAUGCUGGAAGAUGGUCCCCACCAGAAAAUUACAAGAAGCGUGUCGCUGCCCUUGAGGCCAAACAACAAGGACAGUCUGUAAAAUCUGCUGCACAUGAAGGGAGCAGCAAAGUGGGUCAUCUACCAUUCAAAGGUUUAAGUAAAGAAGAUCAGGUUAUUGCUGAGCGACUUCAAAGAUUAAAAGAGGAGACUAAACCAAAGCCUCCUCCCUCUCAGAGUGAGCUCGAGUCUCGCCUUGCUGCUCUCAAAGCACCCAGCCAGCCAGUGCCUUCCACAGAGGACAUGGAGGACCGUCUGGCUGCUCUACGGGGUCAACCACCUCCAUCUCAAGCUCCUCCUCCUGUUCACCAGCCUCCUGAUAAACGCACUCAGACUGAACAAGCUAACGAUUUGAUCACUCAGAUGACAGAGGAAGUUUCCAUCGACAACCAGCAGUUAAACCCCGAACAAAACAUAGAUAGCCAUAUGAAUGAUCUGAACAAAGGGGAAGGUGCAACAUGGGAUGAGAACUUAGAGGAAAAUCAGCAGACGGUGAAACAUUUGGAGGCUGAUAAAGACCGUCUUCUCGAGGAGGCAAUGCAGGAGCUGAGGAAGGAGCAACAUUCCCAAGAGCAGAUCCUCCAUAUGGCAAAGAGGCUGGCGGAGCUCAAGGGGCAAGACCCUGAAAAAGUCACAAUGGAAGACUUCCAGCGUCCCGACAGCGACGAGGAGACUGAAGAAGAAGCUGUGAGAAGAAUCUUGAAGCAGCUUUCAGAAGAGACUGCUCUCGAUGAAGCUAGUGGCUACAACAUACCUUUGGAGCAGAGUGGCCCCAGGAACACAGAAGAGAAAAAAAAGUCUAAGAAAUCAAGUGUAGCUCCUGCUCCCAAGAGCAGAGUUUCACCUGCUGCCGUCAUGCAUCAGCCAUCAGACAGCGAUGAAGAAGAGCUUCCAUGGUGCUGCAUCUGCAACCAAGAUGCCAGCCUUCGCUGUCACACGUGUGAUGGAGAUCUGUACUGCAACCGCUGCUUCCGGGAAGGCCACGAUAAAUAUGACAGAAUGGAGCACCGGACUACCAAGUACACAGCACCAAAGAAGAAGAGGAAGACGUGAUAGUGAAGCUCGUUGCCUUUUUGCGUCGCUGGUCUUUCAUGACUGUAAGGCUAGCUCUUUAGUCCUUAAGUGUCCUGUUAUUGUUGCUAAAGUAGAACCUUAAAAAUGUAGACACUACAUUUAUAUAAAGCGAUGCAGAUCCUGCUAUAACCCAUUAAUUUGGAGUCCUUUGCAGAAAGAGCUGUGCAUACUUUCUGUUCUUUCUGUAACCCAGCUUAACCUCAACAUAUUUUUAAUAAGCCCUUAAAAAGCCCACACGAACCAAACCAAAAAUGGCUCAGAGAUUGAAGAUAGUAAAAGUAGGUUUGCUGUUGUAACAUGACCACACAGCUGCUGCAAACAGCAAAAAUAAAAGCUGUCAAACGGAUUUCUUUUAUUA
Molecule: messenger RNA, 1802 nt
Organism: Oryzias melastigma (Indian medaka)
Lineage: Eukaryota; Metazoa; Chordata; Actinopteri; Beloniformes; Adrianichthyidae
Gene: zfyve19
Product: zinc finger, FYVE domain containing 19
Exons: 11
Coding region: 140-1423 (427 amino acids)
Biological process (GO): mitotic cytokinesis checkpoint signaling; abscission
Cellular component (GO): cleavage furrow; midbody; centrosome
Molecular function (GO): phosphatidylinositol-3-phosphate binding
Source: RefSeq, a predicted model, not a curated record